AUGCAAUUACCAAACGCCAGUGUAGUAAGUGAAUUUUUAUUAAAUUAUGGGUUUGCAUUUUUUAGUAUUUGUAUUGCUGAGAUGUGUUGUUUUGGAUGUUUGAUGUAUAUGUUUGGAGUGUUGUGUGAUAGAAAACCAGGUAUUGCUAAAGGAAUAACAUUGUUUGUAUGGGUUUUAACGUUCAUCCAAUCAUUUUUAUUAUUUAUGACAUAUCCAUUCUAUUUACCAUUAUUAUCAAUUUUCCAACAUUUGACUAGUAUUUUAUUAGUUAUAAAAAUUCCAACUAUUGUUAUAUUUUCAACUCAAUUUUAUAUUGUGGCAGUCUCUUCUGGAAUAUCACAAAUUGUGAUAUGCUAUUUGUUCGUUUUUGGUUCGUAUCAACUUCAUGAAUUUAUUUUAGUUGUAAUAACUUUCCAAGCUGUUUCUAUUCUCUUACUCUCUUCCGUUCAACUCAACGGUGAACGUUUUGUCUCAAAUGAAUUAUCACAAUCAUAUAAUGUUAUGACUAAUCUCGCACAAAAAAUUAUUAAAUGGUUAAGUAUUAAAGGAGGGGCUUUACAUAAGAAUAAUUAA
Entamoeba dispar SAW760 is the source of this 573-nucleotide messenger RNA. RefSeq lists its product as uncharacterized. Lineage: Eukaryota; Evosea; Mastigamoebida; Endamoebidae. The transcript has 2 exons. The coding region runs from base 1 to 573 and encodes 190 amino acids. The record is from RefSeq and is a predicted model, not a curated record.